This is a messenger RNA of Corvus hawaiiensis (hawaiian crow), 1743 nucleotides long. It is a transcript of the gene USB1, whose product is annotated as U6 snRNA biogenesis phosphodiesterase 1. Gene Ontology annotation, cellular component: nucleus. Gene Ontology annotation, biological process: U6 snRNA 3'-end processing. NCBI's taxonomy places the organism in Eukaryota, Metazoa, Chordata, Aves, Passeriformes, Corvidae. Gene Ontology annotation, molecular function: 3'-5'-RNA exonuclease activity. The transcript is spliced from 7 exons. Bases 31 to 813 code for a protein of 260 amino acids. The record is from RefSeq and is a predicted model, not a curated record.
GGAGCGGGGGGUCCCGGCGGGUGCCGCGCCAUGAGCGCCGCGCUGGUGGGGUACAGCAGCUCCGAGGAGGAGGAGGAGGAGGAAGGGGGGAGCCGGGGCGGCGGCGCGCAGGGACCCCCUGGGGCCAGCGCCGGCCGUCCCCGCCUGCCCGCGCCCGCCGGCCUGCUGGGAGACCCGGAGCCGGAGGAGGCCGUGAGCGAUGACAGCUCCCGGCACGGCGGCCGCGUGCGCGGCUUCCCCCACGAGCGGGGCAACUGGGCCACGCACGUCUACCUGCCCUACAUUGCCCAGGAGGAAUUCCUGGAGCUGCUGGAGCUGCUGGUGUCCCGCGCUCGCACCUACGUCCCGUCGCUGGCUGCCAUGGAGGAGUUCCACCUGAGCCUCUCGCAGUGCGUGGUGCUGCGCUACCACUGGAUAGAGCCCUUCGUCCGCUCCCUCAGGGAGCGGCUGGCCGCCUUCCACAGGUUCUUCUGUGUGGCUGACCAAGUGAAGGUUUACACCAACCAGAACAAAACCAGGACAUUUAUUGGCUUGGAAGUCUCUGCUGGGCAUUUCCAGCUGCUGGAGCUGGUCUCGGAGGUGGACGGCGUUCUAGAGGAAUUUGACCUUCCCACAUUCUACAAGGACCCGUCGUUCCACAUCAGCUUGGCCUGGUGCGUCGGGGACCUGUCUGGCAGGCUGGAAGGGCAGUGUCUGCGGGAGCUCCAGGACAUUGUGGAUGGGUUUGAGGACUCAGCAUUCCUGCUGCGUAUCCAAUGGGAGCAAAUCCGCUGCAAGUCAGGGAACAAGUACUUCUCCUUCCCCUUGAGGUAGGGGCUGUGCUUUUUGGAGACCCAAAGAGGCUGAUGCUUGACUAAGGACCAUUGUGCAAUGCAGCUCUGUGUGCUGUGGGCUGUCACGCACUUCCACACUCUUCUUGCCUGCUCAGUGUCUCUGUGGUGUUUGUGGCCUCAAGUCGGGCCACUUCCAGUUUGAGCUGCUGGCUGAAGAAAAGUGUGUUUGUAGCAGAUUUCAUCCUCACUGCUGGAUGUGCUGCCGUCAGCACCGGUGGUUCCAGACAUCCCACGGUCGCUAAUUCUGCUGAUUUUUUACAAACAAAAACAAAUCUACAAAAGCCAUAGAUGCCUUAUGGGAAGGAGGAAGAAGGUAGCGUGGGAAGCUGCUACUAAAGGGAGAGUGUCUCACACAGUGGGAAGUAGCACUGCCAGAUUGUUGUUGGGAGGCUCUGGGCAUGUUUUGAGUAGCAAGAGGCAAGGACAUGGAGCUGGAUCCUCUUGCCAAAGCGUUUUCCUACUGUAAGCCAGCUCGGACAAGCUCCUGAGUCAUGUUGUGUCCCUCUCACACCGCUGCUGCCUCUGUAGAGACAUUUCAGCGUCUGAUCCUUUUGCCAAACAACAAGAGCUUGCUGCCAGGUGUGGGUGAGCCCUGGAACGGACAGUGUCAGUGUUUGCCUGAGCUGGGAGGGCAGUGCCCACUGGUGAAUCAAGGGGUGGCAGCUCCUGCUCAGGCUCCACACUUUUUCCCUGUGUGAUCAGCACCCCAGAUGGAUGAUGACCCAGGGGAUCACAGGCUGGACAUUGUCCCGUGGGAGAAGCUCCUUUUUAAUCCUUUUGUUCCUGCGGGUUGGUCAGCUGCAACCUCUCAGGUAUUUGGAGCAGGAUGCCGAUGUGGUGCCCUGAAUCUUUUAUUCCAUGUCUGUCUGGGACUUCUGAGCAGUAAAAAUUUGUCUCCUCGUGUCAUAAA